GUUAGCCAAGUGACGUGCAGGUGUACGCUACUGCCCGGGCCACAAGGCUUGGUGCUUAUCAGCCCAACACCGACGAUUAUACAAACUCUACGAUGUCGAAUCCUGAUCUAAAGGGGUCGAAAUCACUUGUUGUCAACACGGAUGAUGUAUCCCCACCGGCACACUCGCGGCUAGAAAGCGGUAGUUCACUGUACAGCAGUACUUCUUUGAUCGAAGUCCUACCUGAAGGUAUCGAUGUCGAAGAGGAAGCUCGACUUUACGAAGAGCUUUGCGACUCCCCCAUAGAACCCGCCUCCGACUCGGAGCUCUCUGGGUCAAAUCCCCGAACUCGUCGGCGCCGUUCUCGGCCAGAGUCCAUCAUAUCACACGAACCUUCCAUUUGGCUCUCCGACAAUACUGGACCACAGUCGCCAACGCUGACCUUCGCGCGCGACGUGCAAAUCACAGGUUGGACGAUGGUCGGCGAUAAAGUCUCGGGCGGCGCGUACGUCGUUUUUGAUUGCGCGAUCCACCUCAAGGAUGGGACGGUCGUGCACGCGCACAAAAGGUACAGCGCUUUCGCGGAGUUGUACCAGGACCUGAGGGAGUCGCUGCCGCUGCGUAUGCGGAACACCGUGCCGAGGCUGCCACCGAAGAGCCCGUUGUCCAAGUUCCGUGCGGCGUUUCUCGACAAGAGGCGACGUGACCUGCAACACUGGCUUGCAUCGGUGAUUCUCCAUCCCGACCUAGGCGGUCGGGAGGUUGUGCGGCUGUGGGUUAUGGAGUCGUCGUAGCAGCGCUUGGGUAAGACCCCAGCGCUCAACAUUGAACGUACUAGGCUUUUCGCGAGUCCUGUCUACUGGUUUGUCUGUGGGUAGCACUUCAUGCUAUGUGAUUUUUAUUUCGC
Molecule: messenger RNA, 886 nt
Organism: Phanerochaete carnosa HHB-10118-sp
Lineage: Eukaryota; Fungi; Basidiomycota; Agaricomycetes; Polyporales; Phanerochaetaceae
Exons: 4
Coding region: 93-773 (226 amino acids)
Molecular function (GO): phosphatidylinositol-3-phosphate binding
Source: RefSeq, a predicted model, not a curated record